Molecule: messenger RNA, 1198 nt
Organism: Gloeophyllum trabeum ATCC 11539
Lineage: Eukaryota; Fungi; Basidiomycota; Agaricomycetes; Gloeophyllales; Gloeophyllaceae
Exons: 5
Coding region: 216-1061 (281 amino acids)
Source: RefSeq, a predicted model, not a curated record
GAAUCCCCCAUGUGAUUGGACGCUAACGGGAUCAGAGCAUGAUACGCUCAACAGGUGCUCAUCCGGGGGCGGUUUGACGGUCGGACAGUCACCCACCAGAAAUUUGAGCUUGGCGGUUCAAUAUAAAGGGGUUUGCAACGCGCGCAGAGCUUACAGUAUACAGAUUCCCCUCCACAGAACCGCAUAUUACCUGACCCGAAAUAGACAAUUGAGAAAUGUCCAAGGCAACAUUGUACACCUUUGGAGCGUCUGUAUGGGCCGCCGUGCCGGAGCUCGCCCUAGUUGAGCUGGGCUACACCGGUGAUCAAGUUGUCAGGGAAGUAGUCAACCUCGGCGAGGGCGAAAAUUUCAAGCCAUCUUUCUUGAAACUCAACCCGCGUGGAACGCUCCCGACUCUACGCACAGCGGACGGGAAUGUCUACACCAGCACGGAAACUGUGACGCGCUACCUGGUCGAGAACGCUUCUGUCAAAGUCGCUCCUGGAACCCCAUCCUUCAUUGCGAAGAUCCACGACGACCAGUUUGAUCCCAACUUUGCUUUCCUGCUCGCAAGGGAUGACAAGGAACUUGCGGCCAAAGCUUCUGGGUUCCCCCUCGCGUUCUUGCAGAAUCGUCAGAGCGCCUUAAAUAGGAACGCCUCCACCCCCGAAGGCGUCGAAUUCAAGUCCUUCUAUGACGCGAAGAUUGUUGGCAACGGCGGCCUCCUAUCUAUCUACAAAGGCGAGGCGCCCGCCGACGUCAAGUCCAACUUCUUCUCCCAGUCCCAGAAACAUUGGGACUCCCUCCGCGCCUUUAUCACCCAAAUCCUGCCCGCGACUCUCGAGUCUACUACAAAAGAGAAGCCGUUCCUGGGAGGCGAGCGCCCGGGCGAGGACGAUUUCCACCUGGCUGCGUGGUUGGCGCGGAUUGCGUUCGUCGCUGGGGGAAAGCCAGGAAAGGACGGGCUGAAAGUAUUGGAGAAGGAGCUCGGAGAGGAUGUCCCGGAUGAGGUGGUCGAUUACUGGAAUGCAUGGGCUGCGAGAGAUAGCUGGAAGAAGGUGUAUGAAGGCGGACUGCACUAAAGUAUGCUGGUCCGUUUGCCUUUCUUAUGAAAUGCGAAUGCUUGUGACACCCCUACAUAAUUUCCAAUACAUACUAGUAUAGAUACUGUUAUAGAAUGAGACGUGCAAGCAGUGGCUCCAUAGAGCUGCUAUAAUUA